This is a messenger RNA of Rhodofomes roseus, 546 nucleotides long. RefSeq names its product ATP synthase complex subunit H-domain-containing protein. The record is from RefSeq and is a predicted model, not a curated record. Gene Ontology annotation, biological process: proton motive force-driven ATP synthesis. The coding region runs from base 30 to 410 and encodes 126 amino acids. The transcript is spliced from 4 exons. NCBI's taxonomy places the organism in Eukaryota, Fungi, Basidiomycota, Agaricomycetes, Polyporales, Fomitopsidaceae.
GGCGUCACGUCACACUUUUGUUCUUGACCAUGUCGUCGACCGUCCUCAGGCAGGCCUCCACCGCCGCUCGCGCGUUCUCGCGCAAGGCCGCGUUCUCGACGUCCGCGGCGGCGAGGAAAGACUUCGUCCAGGACCUCUACAUCAGGGAACUGAAGUCGUACAAGGCCCCUCCGGCGGCCAAGGACGCCCACGUCGGUGUCGUGAAGCAAUACUCCAUGCCCCCAACCCCCAAGCCCCCCGUCGUCCCGGCCGACCUCGCAUCAGAACUGUCCGCGUACGACGCCAUCGAGCCUGUCGACGCUGCGCCGAAGGUCGCUGAUGGGAGCGCGGCGGAGCAGCUGACAAUGGGUGCCGACACCUUCCUUGCGUUCCUCGAGGCGGACGAGCCCAAGGCGGAGGGCCACCAUUGAUCAGCUUGCGAUGAGGAUGUUGUUCAAGUGAUGGGAAAAUAGAAUGUCUUUUUGCUUCCAGUGAGUGACGACGAGCUCGAUGGGUGGUCAUGAGCAGUCCAACCGCCUAUAAUAUACCGGUACACUCCUCUUCCCC